AUGCAGGGAUUAAAUAUGCCAGUUCUUUAUUCCGCGUGGAUGAAUCCUUCAACUUCUACUUUAUCCGCCGAUACCAAUACUGAUAAUGAUGCAUAUAAUAUCAGUAGUAACAGUAGUGGUAGCAGAUGCAAUUCACUGUCAUCAACACAUACACAAGCUCAAAUAACCACUACCCAAACACCCCGUUCGUUACACCUGCGAAUGAUUAACAAUACAGCAGCUACGGCUUCAUUACCACCAGUCACCGCCACCACUGCAAAUACCACCAUCAUAAUAAACACUACAUACGAUCCUCCACCUUUUAUUCCUGCAACUCUUCAUCGCUCACUUUUUCGCCUCGACAGCAAAACAUUAUUUGCGAAAAAGCAAUAUUAG
Ambispora gerdemannii is the source of this 375-nucleotide messenger RNA. The record is from the annotation of a GenBank genome assembly. Lineage: Eukaryota; Fungi; Glomeromycota; Glomeromycetes; Archaeosporales; Ambisporaceae.